CCACGCGGUGCGCUCAACUCACAGAUUGACAUGAGCGACGGCAAGGGCGACCUCAUCGACCCCGUCACGUACAAGGUCUUCACCGACAACACGCACAUCGUCGCCAUCCGCCACGGCAGCUAUGCCAACGUCUUCGCCUGGGACACGGUCGAGCGCAUGAACAUUAAGGCCAAGAUGUGGCAGGACCUCGUCGACGACCAGCCCUUUACGCGCGCCGACAUCAUCACCAUCCAAGAUCCCCAGAACGUUGCGAGCCGGAACCUCGACACGUUCAAAUACCUACAAGAGGGCGGGCAGGCGCAGCUCACAAAGGAGCAGCAGGAGGAGCGCAAGGCGGGCAACAUCAACGCCGGCGCGCUGGGCAGCAUGGGCGACAAGGUGCUCAAGGCCAAGGCCGCCGUGGAAAAGGCGCGCAAGGCGAGAGAAGCCGGCGGCGACGUCAACAAGAGCUCCGGGGCGCUCGAGAAAUCCAAGCAGUCCGCCUCGACCGCGGUCCGACAAGCCCCGAUACAGGACAAGAAGCUCGCCGCCAACGCCGCGGCGUACACCACCGGCAAGGCCGCCGCCAGUUUCACCAGCACGGGCCUGACGCCGGAAACGAGCGGCGAAAGGGCCCUCCUGACGGACGAAGAGUUCAUGCUGAAGCCGAAGCGCGUCAAGACCAAGGGCUACGCCAGGCUGGAGACCAACCUGGGCAACCUGACCAUUGAGCUGCACACCGAGACGGCCCCCAAGGCGGUCUGGAACUUUAUCCGGCUCGCGCAGACGGGCUACUACAGGGGCGUGGCCUUUCACCGGAACAUUCCCAACUUUAUGAUCCAGGGCGGCGAUCCCACCGGCACCGGCAAAGGGGGCACGAGCAUUUGGGGGAAGAACUUUAACGACGAGUUUGACGGGCCUCUGACGCAUGAUGCUCGUGGUGUUGGUAUGUGCAGUAUCCAUGGCCAACAAGGGCAAAAACACAAACUCGUCCCAAUUUUUCAUCACCUACAAGCCAACCCCCCACCUCGACCGCAAGCACACAAUCUUCGGCCGCGUCACCUCCGGCCUCGACGUCCUCGCCAAGAUGGAGGCCGUCCCCACCGACGGCUCCAACCGGCCGCUCAACAAAAUCGUCAUCAAGGACGUCGUCGUCUUCGUCGACCCCUUUGCCGAGUUCCAGGCCCAGAAGCAGGAGCAGGAGCGCCUCGAUCGGCGGCGCGAGGAGAUCCAGCGGCAGGGCGGCACCGAGGACGACAGGACGACGUGGACGGGCAAGAGGCUCCGCGG
Messenger RNA from Trichoderma citrinoviride, 1269 nucleotides. RefSeq names its product cyclophilin-like protein. The record is from RefSeq and is a predicted model, not a curated record. Gene Ontology annotation, molecular function: peptidyl-prolyl cis-trans isomerase activity; ubiquitin-ubiquitin ligase activity. The transcript has 3 exons. NCBI's taxonomy places the organism in Eukaryota, Fungi, Ascomycota, Sordariomycetes, Hypocreales, Hypocreaceae. Gene Ontology annotation, cellular component: catalytic step 2 spliceosome. The annotation marks the transcript as partial. Gene Ontology annotation, biological process: protein peptidyl-prolyl isomerization; protein folding; protein polyubiquitination.